Nannospalax galili (Upper Galilee mountains blind mole rat) is the source of this 1644-nucleotide messenger RNA. It is a transcript of the gene Gcna, whose product is annotated as germ cell nuclear acidic peptidase. Lineage: Eukaryota; Metazoa; Chordata; Mammalia; Rodentia; Spalacidae. The transcript is spliced from 7 exons. Gene Ontology annotation, cellular component: nucleus. The record is from RefSeq and is a predicted model, not a curated record. Bases 1 to 1290 code for a protein of 429 amino acids.
AUGACAAGGACGAAGAGAAGAAUAAGAGGCCCGGGCUCUGCCUUCUCCAACUUGGUGGAGACUAGGGUGCGGGAACUUAACAGUGUAAACAGUGCUAACUACCAAUAUGAAGCUUCUGGUAAGCUUGAGAUUUUUGACACUGAUGAUAAACCCAGCAUCCAGAAGCCUUCAGCGGUUAUUGUGAUUGAUGAUGAUAAUGACAAAACCAAUUUCAAGGGUUCUGAGCUCAAAGGAGGCGAAUCCCCUGAAUGGUACCAAAUUUCUUCUGAAGAAGAUGUGGAGGAAUGUGUUAUCGUUUCUUCACCUGAUAGUGCUGGCGAGAAAUUGGUUCUUGGUGAAAAUCCUGGCGAGCCACUAAGUAAUCCUGAGCUCAAGAAGAAAAGCAUUAAAGCCCAAAAGUCAACCGGAGGGAUGACUGCAUCUGUGCAACCAAAGAAAAGGAAGGGAAAAAGCAAAAAUACAUGUAUGCUGUCUGUUGCUAGUGAACGAAAAAAGCAGAAGCCUUCCCAGAAGAAACCCAUUGCAGCAAAAGUUGAAAAGUCCAAGACUGGGAAAUCUAUGUGCAAAAUACCUGGAUGCUUCUUGAGUGACAUUGUCACAUCUAAACAAUAUUCUGGAAGGAAGUUCAAACGCAACAAGGAAGAGCUGGUUCAUAAAAUCUACACACUACUUAACCACACUGUCUUUGACAGCAAGAUGCCAGAGAAAAUAGAGAUCACUUGGAACAAAAAGAUGCUGCAAACUGCUGGUUUGUGCACUACUAAGGAGAGACAGCAACCCAAGAGGGAGCGCUAUGUCCAGAUUGCCAUUUCUCAGAAAGUUUGCGAUUCUCCAGAUCGGAUCCGGGAUACCUUGAUCCAUGAACUAUGCCAUGCAGCCUCCUGGCUUCUCGAUGGCAUCCGUGAUUCUCAUGGCCACUUAUGGCAGUACUAUGCCCAAAAAUGUACUGCAGUACAUCCAGAGCUGCCUGAGGUCACCCGUUGCCAUAACUACGCGAUUAACUAUAAGAUUUAUUAUGAAUGUUCUCAGUGCAAAUUCAGGGUCGGCCGCUAUACCAGAUCACUGAACACUAAACGCUUCAUCUGUGCCAGAUGCAAGGGGCAUCUGGUGUUGCUGCCAUUAUUUCGCAAAGAUGGAACCCCGAUUGUGCCCCAUGUGAGACCAUUUGCCAAAUACGUGCAGGAGAAUUACAGAGCAGUGUUUAAGGAGACAGCAGGAAUCAGCCAUGGGGAUGUGAUGAAAAAACUCAGCAAGAAUUAUUUUGCCAGUAAACAAAAGAAAGAUCCUUAAGAUUGUCCUGUACUGUAUUCAUGUGAGCCAAAUCCUUUACUGGGAGGAGGUUUUAGAAAACUGUUUCUGUAAAGCCAAGACAUUUGAAAAAACAUAAAUUUGUUUUCUAAUUUGUUAUUAAUGUUUAUUCUUAAGAGUUCUAUUGCUAAGUACUUAGCCCUUAACAGCACUUGAAACCCUUCGGGUGUAUCUUGGAUCUUAACUUUGACUACAUAGUUUUAACAUGUGGAACAAAACACAGAAGGAAAAGAGUUUUCCUGAGGGGGAGAUGAGAAAAUGAGAAUGUUGUUGGAAAGAGAAUUAAUUUGUAAACUAGGGCUGAAGUUUGACCUAUUAACACCUACCUAUAUAUGA